UUGGUGGACGUGAUGCCAAACAGUAAAAUCUGACCCAUAUGACGUACCACUUGAGCUCAGAAUUUUGCAUGAAAUGUUCUCGGUGUGGAACAGUUUGUAGAGAAGUUUCCAUGCAACAGAAGUUGACUGCAUUGGGUUUUAACACCUGAUCUUAGGGAGACGGGGCCGGUUCACAGAGUUUUAGUGAAGAGUUUUAUUUUUGUCUUGUCCCUGUAAAAACCACUUGUGGAACAUGGAACGGUCGUCUGAAGUCACACCAAUACCUGAUGCAACGGCACAGGUUGCUGAACCAUGGAAGUUUUGCAAAUCAUCUUUGAUCGGAAAGCUGAGACAGCACUUAACCAACUCAAGAAAAAGGCCCACCAUGGCAACUCCGUGCUCUAGCGGACUCGAUGUCCUCUUGAACACACUGCAGAACGCUGGAGACACUGAAAGUAUGCUAAACAUCCUCAACGUCCUUGAUGAACUGUUGUCAGCAGGCACAGACAGACGAAUCCAUUAUCUGAUAUCAAUUGGAGGCAGUGAAGCUCUGCUGACAGCUUUGGUGAGCUCCGCCCGGUGCUACACACCCAACUACACCAUCCUACUGCCACUACUUCACUUGCUGGCCAAAGUGGGCCACCGAGAUCAUCAGAUUGGUCUGAAAGCACAGAAGGCAGACGCAGUUCUAGUGGUUCUGAGUUUGCUAAAGCAGAAUGCAAAGAAUGCCCAGAGAGCUGCAGCCUGUCUUUGGGUCCUUCGAGUCUUCUGUUCUUCUGUGACCACAGCGGCUAUGCUGGGGAGGAACCGAGGGUUGGACAUUGUCUUCAAGCUUAUAUCGCCACACACAACCAAGCACUUACGUACCGUAAAGGCUGCUGUCGAUGUUUUUGCUGCAAUGUUAUGCUCAAAGGUCAACUGUCGGACUGCCGUCGCCAAAGGCUACAUUGGUGAUCUUCUGAAGCUGUACGAAGACUGGCACAUCAAUGAUGCCAAGCUAGAGAACAUUCCUAUACGCAGAGCCCUACUGCACUGUCUGCACUCUGUCGCCAACUCAAGUGUAGGCAGGAAAACCUUGGUCGCUGAGGGCGGAAUGCAUCUUCUCUUCCAGACCUCUCAGAACUGCUUAACCACGAAAGGCCUGGAAUCUCUGGUGGAACCGGCAGUCCAGCUCAUGCGGAAAUGCUAUCCAAAAGUCCCUCUUCCUCUGACUUCAGACAAGAGUGCUUACAGCUUUCCUCUUCCUGGGAGGCCUGUCGAUGUCUGGGAUGCCGAUUUAGGGUCUCAAGAUGGCGGUUUAGAAGAUGACAGUGACGAGGACACAGAGAAAGAAGAGCCAGACAACAGGGACUACGAGGAUGACCUGGAAACAGAUGUAAACAAGCUGCGGCCCCGACCGGAGCCCGACAGACCCCUAGAGCAGCUGGGCCAAUAUAUGCGCCUCUGCCCUGAGCUUCACCAUGACUUUCAGGAUUUGGAUUCCAGCUCUGAGGUUGAUGAAAGCUCGGAUGAAGACAGUUCUCUGGAGGGUAACUUUAGCAAGAAGAUACCAAGAGGUAAGAGAUCAAAAGCAAGCAAAGGAGACUCCUUGACGCCCUCCAGCCCAGAUUCACCUAUCUCCCUUGAGUUGAACCAUGGUUCAGAGGAAGACAACCGUCUCCAGACCAGGGAUUUACAAAAGCAUUACCUCAACUGCUCCAGGAAAGGCUUAGAUGGCCAUUGCAGUAUGGUGGGCAGGCUUCUGGAGAAUUAUGGGACCUUUAUUCCCAACCAUGAUCCACAUCUGUACAAUGCCACUGCUGCCAGUACCAAAUCUAUUGCGGGAUACUCCAUCCUAGCUUUUCCUGACUUCUGGGGUCACCUGCCUCCACAAGGGCAAGAGCCAAUGGCUAAGAGACCACCCCAUGUUCAAAGAAAUAAAGUUUUCGAAGACAUCCAGCGUCUUCUCUGCCCAGAGAAGAUCAUCAACAAGGUUGUUUUUGAUAUGGAGGAUCCUAGUCCCCAGAGUUCCUAUGAGACAUAUCCCAGCUACCUUCGAUUCUUCUCCAAAUUUGAGAGCGGAAACCUGCAAAAAGUCAUUCAAGUCCGCAGUCACGAAUAUGAUCUGAUUCUCAAUGCUGAUGUCAACUCCUCUGCACACUAUCAAUGGUUCUAUUUUGAAGUGAGCGGUAUGUUGGCUGGUGUGCCUUAUCGUUUUAAUGUCAUCAACUGUGAGAAAGGAAACAGCCAGUACAACUACGGCAUGCAGCCUGUACUGUAUUCUGUGAAGGAAGCUCUGGAGGGCAGACCACAAUGGGUACGAACAGGCUCUGAGAUCUGCUAUUACAGAAAUCAUUUCUGUCCUAGAAGAGGUCAAAGUUCUUUCUACACCCUGACUUUCACGGUGACCUUUUGCCAUGAUGACGACGUGUGCUACUUGGCUUACCACUACCCUUACACCUACACCACCCUUCAGACCCAUCUGAAGAUGUUGGAAAAAUCGGUAGACCCUCACAAGGUUUUUUUCAGUCAUCAAAACCUCUGCGACACGCUGGCGGGGAAUUCCUGCUCUUUAGUCACGAUCACAGCCUGCCCUACUUCCGGAGCCUGGAAACACCUGCACCACCUUUGUAACCGGCCAUAUGUCAUACUGACAGCAAGGGUACAUCCUGGAGAAAGCAAUGCCAGCUGGGUAAUGAAGGGCACACUGGAGUUCCUGUGCAGCAGUGAUCCUGUUGCAGAGAGCUUGAGAGAGGCCUACAUCUUCAAAAUCAUCCCAAUGCUCAACCCUGAUGGCGUCAUUAAUGGCAACAAUCGUUGUUCUCUCAAUGGCGAGGAUCUGAACAGACAGUGGCUGAAGCCUGACCCUAAUUUCAGCCCAACGAUUUACCACACCAAAGGUUUCCUCUAUUACCUCAACAGCAUAGGCAGAACUCCGCUGGUGUUCUGCGAUUACCAUGGACACUCCAGGAAGAAGAAUGUCUUUCUGUAUGGCUGCAGUAUGAAGGAAACCCUGUGGCAAUCUGGAUCUCCCAUUAACACAGCUUCGCUGAAAGAGGACCCAGGUUACAGGACCAUUGCUAAGACGCUGGACCGUAUAGCUCCUGCAUUCUCCUUAAACAGCUGCAACUAUAUGGUGGAGAAGUCUCGGGCGUCCACAGCACGAGUGGUCGUCUGGAGGGAGAUUGGUGUUCUUAGAAGCUACACGAUGGAAAGCACCUACAACGGCUGCAAUCAAGGCAUCUACAAGGGUCUUCAGACAGGCACACAGGAAAUGGAAGAAAUGGGGAUGAAGUUUAGUCAGAGUCUGCUUACCCUCAGGAAAAACUCCAUCAAUUACAACUGUCGUCUGAUCCACCACGCUCCUGCUCUGCUGGACCUCGACGACCGAGUCCUCGACCACAAAUCCAAUAAUUGUUAUGAGGACGAUGAGCCAUCUUGCACUGAGGAGAUCGAGUACUCGUCCUGCAGUGACAUGUUUGGUGCCAAUGAUCUGGACAUGGAGGUGAACGGUAACACAUCCAGUGCAGAGGAAGAUGAUGAGGAUAUAGAUAUCUGCAAGAAUGGGAUGCGGCACACAGACAAGAAGUCCCAACUUCUUCCUAACUUCCUGCAGCAAGAAGCCCUGGAGACUCUAACCAUUAAGAGUGGACAGUGUAAUAGCUUUAACAUCAGCAAUGGCCACUUUUGUUAGGGUUCUUUUCUUCUUCUUUUUUUGUCUUCUGUGUUAUUUAUAUUUUGUGUUACAUCACAAUAGUGUCUUGAGUAUUACCUUAUCUCAAGGGAUUAGAUUCUGUUUUUACUUUAACACCCUCAUGUUGUUCCAAAUCCAUAUGACUUUCUGUCUAAAGUGGAACACAAAAGAAGGUAUCGGCAGAAUGUUAGUCUCAGUCACCAUUCACUUUCAUUACAUCUUCUUUCCAUAAAAUGAAAGUGAAAUGUGACUGAGACUAACAUUCUGCCUAACAUCUCCUUUUGUUUUCUACAGUAGAAGAAAUAAAAGAAUAAAAGUCAUACAGGGUUUGGAAUUACAUGUGGGAAUGUGUACAUUAUUACAGAUUUUUAAUAUAUGGGUGUACUAUGUCUUUAAGGGUGAUGACAAAAUUAUUAGUUACAGAGGUCUUGAGUCAGGUCUAAGAGCUAUACAUGGGUUAUUACUAACAAAGAAAGAAGGACAUACACACCUGCAAACAUUAUCAGUGCCUGAACAGAGAUGAGAUUGCACACAUUGGAUGGCCAACAUGUGGACACCAACACCACAGCCACAUGUGCUUGCUGAGAAUUUCAUUUCAAAACCAUUGCCAUUAGAAGGGAGUGUUCACAUACUUUUGGCCAUGAAGUGUAUUUCACUGCAAGAAUAACAGUUGAAGAAUAAUUCUCCAGUGCAUAAUUAUAUAUAUUUGAUGCACGAUACACUGCAAAAAACCAUCGGCUCAAGUCAAAUGAUGACACAUUUAUGGGUUUGUUUACGACUAUUCUUACUGUAAACUACAGGCUGAUAGCUUGCUAAGUUACUCAAGAACCUCUGCUAUAUAACAGUUUUCUUCUAUAAUAGCACUGCAUGUAAAAUUUACCUUUAAUAAUAUUUCUUAUAUUAUAAUAUAUAUAUAUAUUUAAGGCAAUAUCACACUCACAAUCGUGCUGUAUGACCCUACAUCAGCGGGCUCGUGCCUACAGACAAAUAACAGCCACGAUGAUUUAGGGCCAUCAGCACGAUUACGAGUGUGAUAUUGCUUAUAAAACAAUGAGUAAAAACUAAGGACUGUAACAAAAAACUAACAAAAAAAAAAACGGAUUUGUGCAUGUACAUUCUUACACCACAGAUCAUGAUCUGCUCUGUUGCUAGUUCAAAAUAUGUGCACAAUACAGAUAAUGUAAUUUUGGCGAAAUGCAUCCUGUAUUCUCAAUGGAAAAAUAGCCAUCCAAGUGGGGAUAUUCCUCCCUAUUUCAUGGUAACUGGUGUGCAAGAGUCUUUCACUAUAGAAACCGCAAUUUCCUCUGACAUUUUUAACAAUUCGUCCUCUCCAAUAAACUCUGGUAAGAGGUACAUGCCUCGAGUUGUGUCAUUAAUCAGUCUGCUGUGUCUCUCAGCUGUGAUGAGCCUUAAUGCUGAAGUUGUUAGUUUAAAGCCAUAUAAAGCUAUUUCCUAGGUUAAGUAGUGUAUUAAUAUGAGCGUUCACUGAAGAGCUGUUGAAUAUAAACAUAAUUAUGUAAAAUGUACAUACAUAAUUGCAGUUAAGGAAUAAAAACUACACUGAACUAUUGAAUUACUACUUAACAACAAUUAUAGAAAUGACUGCCAAAAAUGGUUGAUAAGGGCUUUCCUCCUUUUAAGAGCACAUGUUGAAACAGUAUAAAGAGACAGGCACUGUAUUAACAUUAAAAACAC
Xyrauchen texanus (razorback sucker) is the source of this 5347-nucleotide messenger RNA. RefSeq names its product cytosolic carboxypeptidase 4. Bases 233 to 3652 code for a protein of 1139 amino acids. Gene Ontology annotation, biological process: proteolysis; protein side chain deglutamylation; C-terminal protein deglutamylation. The transcript has 24 exons. Lineage: Eukaryota; Metazoa; Chordata; Actinopteri; Cypriniformes; Catostomidae. Gene Ontology annotation, molecular function: metallocarboxypeptidase activity; zinc ion binding. The record is from RefSeq and is a predicted model, not a curated record.